Molecule: messenger RNA, 2363 nt
Organism: Triticum aestivum (bread wheat)
Lineage: Eukaryota; Viridiplantae; Streptophyta; Magnoliopsida; Poales; Poaceae
Product: protein FAR1-RELATED SEQUENCE 5-like
Exons: 2
Coding region: 182-2320 (712 amino acids)
Molecular function (GO): zinc ion binding
Source: RefSeq, a predicted model, not a curated record
UGGUGAUUUGGUUUUUCAAAACCAUAAUUGCGAUGAAGGAGUACGCCAUGAUAUAGAAAUACAUCCUCCCCCCAUCAAUUUGGAUAGCUUCCGGACACCCAAAAAAAGAGCCACGGACAUCCCAGUUUGUAGUUCAUCAUGUACACCCAACUGCGAUGAGAACUUGAAGCCAGCUGUAGGAAUGACAUUUGAUAGUAUGGAAGCGGUCGAGGAGUUUUACAAGGCUUAUGCACACAAUGUUGGAUUUUCAGUUCGAAUUGGACAGAAGAAGACUGUAGAUAAUGUGAUGGUCUGGAGGCGUUUCCUUUGUUCAAAAUUAGGAUUCCGAACAGAGAAGGUGGAUGAACCCAGGACGAAUUUGAAUGGAGAGAAGAAAAGAACACAUGCAAGAAAGAUCACUAGAUGUGGUUGUGAGGCCAUGAUAACCGUGAAGCGUACAAAGGAUGGCAAAUACUCGGUAUCAGAUUUUCAUGAAGAACACACCCAUGAUUUUGUCACACCUAGUAAGCAACAUUUAAUCAAGUCUAACAGAAAAGUCAGUGAAAAGGCCAAGGGCACACUAUUCACAUGUCACGCAGCUAGCAUUGGUACAUCUGGGGCGUUUCGGUUGCUUCGUGCUGGUGAGGGCGGAUUUCAGUUUGUGGGGUGCACAAAAAGAGACCUGCAAAAUUAUCAUCGUGACAUGAGAAGUACUUUCAAGGAUUCAGAUGCUCAAAUGUUCAUUGACAACCUCAGGAAGAGGAAGAAAAUCAACCCGGGGUUCUUCUUUGAGUAUGUUCUUGAUGAUAAAAACUGUCUGACACAUGUAUUUUGGGCUGAUGCUUUUUGUAGAAAGAAUUAUGCUUUGUUUGGAGAAAUGGUAUCCUUUGACUCUACAUAUAGCACCAACCAGUACAACAUGAUUUUUUGCCCAUUCACAGGAAUAAACCACCACAUGGGAUCUGUUUUUUAUGGUGCCGCCUUGAUUGUAGAUGAGAAGAUAGAGUCAUAUGAAUGGGUAUUUGAAACGUUCUUGAAAGCAAUGGAUGGGGCAGCACCAAGGCUUAUAGUAACUGAUGAAGACCAAAGCAUGAAGGCUGCAAUUGAACAUAUAAUGCCAAACACUAUCCAUAGGUUAUGCAUGUGGCACAUAAUGAGAAAGCUUUCAGAAAAGGUUGGCCCUCCAUUGAGAGAGGAUGAACAUUUCUAUAGUACAAUUAACUCAUGUGUAUGGGGCUCUGAAAACCCAGCUGAAUUUGAGGCAAAAUGGUCUUCGUUGAUUUCUGAAUUUGGGCUUGGGGAAAACACAUGGUUUGCCAGGAGAUACGAACUUCGUGAAUCAUGGAUACCAGCCUACUUCAGAGGUGUUUUUUUGGGUGAGACUCUAAGAACCACUUCAAGGUCGGAGAGUGCUAACUCGUUUUUCAAUCACUUUAUUGGCUACAAACAUGCUUUGGUGGAGUUUUGGAUUAGGAUUGGUACAGCCCUAGAAGAACAACGUCAGAAUGAACUCAAGGCUGACCACGAGUGCCUCAAUUCUAUGCCUCCAUUGAUUACAUCUUGGGAGAUUGAGAAGCAUGCUAGUCUGGUCUUCACCCAUGAGGUUUUCAAAUAUUUUCAGAAGGAGGUGCGUGCAGCUAGAGAUCAUUGCUUGAUUGAAAGCAUAUCACAGGAAGGUGACGUGAGAACCACGGUUAUAGGUGGUGACCGCUCUUCGAAGUCUCGAGAAGUUCAAUUCAACACAGCAUCCAUGAGUGGUCAUUGCUCUUGCAUGUUAUUUCAGACACGUGGAAUUCCAUGCCGACAUAUCAUUGUUUUUUUGAGAGGUGCAAAGAUGAAUGAGCUACCUAGCCAUUUUAUUCUAGAUAGGUGGAAGAAAACGGUUAACAGGAGGGUACUAUAUGAUAGCUACGACAACUUGCUUGAAGAGAAUGAAAGUAGUUCCUUAGAUUUGGCAAAGCGAAAAAUGAUUUCUGAGAUACACCAAGCAGUGGAUGAUACAAUUAGGUUGGCUGAACACUCUCCUGAAGAAUUGGAAGCAAUAAGAAACAUUCUCAUUGACAUGAAAAGAAAUGUUUCUGAAAGGGUUGUUGCCAAUCAUCCUAGUAGACAAGAUGAGUUUGAGGCAUAUAUUGGUUGUACUAUGCCUAAUCAAGUUGAAAUUCAUCCACCAACAGAUGUCCAUACAAAAGGGAGAUGCAAAAGAAUUAAGGGGCACUUAGACAAGGGUGGGCAUCAAAAUAAGGAUGUAGAAGGGAAGCAAAAUAAGGAUGGAGAGGGGAAGAAAAAUGUUGGUGGACAAAAAAAGAAAGUGCCUAGAACGUGCAAGAAGUGUAAGUAAGUUGGCUUCCAUGAUAGCCGUAAUUGCCCCAACAAUAACUAAG